Egretta garzetta (little egret) is the source of this 1199-nucleotide messenger RNA. RefSeq lists its product as uncharacterized. The record is from RefSeq and is a predicted model, not a curated record. Lineage: Eukaryota; Metazoa; Chordata; Aves; Pelecaniformes; Ardeidae. Bases 87 to 1178 code for a protein of 363 amino acids. The transcript is spliced from 2 exons.
CAAACAGCCAAAAAUCUCCAUUUUCCCCCUCAUUUUAGGGCCAAAAGCAGGAAAUCCGGAUUUUUCACCUCAGUUUUUGGGCCCAAAUGGCCCCAAAUCCCAGUUCUCCUCCUCAUUUUUGGGGCCAAAAGCAGGAAAAUCCCCAUUUUUCCCCUCAGUUUUGGGCCCAAAUGCCCCAAAAUCUUCAUUUUCCCCCUCAGUUUUGGGCUCAAAUGGCCCAAAAUCCUCAUUUUCCUCCUUAUUUUGGGGCCAAAAGCAGGAAAAUCCCCAUUUUUCCCCUCAGUUUUGGGCCCAAAUGCCCCAAAAUCUUCAUUUUCCCCCUCAGUUUUGGGCUCAAAUGGCCCAAAAUCCUCAUUUUCCUCCUUAUUUUGGGGCCAAAAGCAGGAAAAUCCCCAUUUUCCCCCCUCAGUUUUGGGUCCAAACGGCCUAAAAUCCCGAUUUUCCCGCCAAUUUUGGGGCCCAGUUGGCUCAAAAUCCCCAUUUUUCACCUCAGUUGUGGGCCCAAAUGGCCCAAAAUCCCCAUUUUCCCCCUCAUUUUUUGGGCUCAAAUGGCCCAAAAUCCUCAUUUUCCUCCUUAUUUUGGGGCCAAAAGCAGGAAAAUCCCCAUUUUUCACCUCAGUUUUGGGCCCAAACAGCCAAAAAUCCCCAAUUUCCCCUCAGUUUUUGGGCUCAAUUGGCCCAAAAUCCCCAUUUUCCCCCUCAGUUUUUGGGCCCAAAUGGCCCAAAAUCCCCAUUUUCUUCCUCAGUUUUGGGCUCAAAUGGCCCAAAAUUCCCAUUUUCUUCCUCAUUUUGGGGCCAAAAGCAGGAAAAUCCCCAUUUUCCCCCCUCAGUUUUGGGCUCAAAUGGCCCAAAAUCCUCAUUUUCCUCCUUAUUUUGGGGCCAAAAGCAGGAAAAUCCCCAUUUUUCACCUCAGUUUUUGGGCCCAAACAGCCAAAAAUCCCCAAUUUCCCCUCAGUUUUUGGGCCCAAUUGGCCCAAAAUCCCCAUUUUUCACCUCAGUUUUGGGGCCAAAAGCAGGAAAAUCCCCAUUUUUGCUUCAUUUUUGGGGCAAAAAGGGGGAAAAUUCCCUUUUUUACCUCACUUUUGAGGCCCAAAUCGUCCCAAAUCCCCGUUUCCCGCCUGGUUUUUGGGGCCAAAAUGGCGCAAAAUUCCCUUUUCCCCCCUCAUUUUUGGGGCUAAAAAAGGGGAAAAAGGGAUUUU